AUGGCACCGGCAGCAACACUUGUAGCAGACGAAGCUGCAGGAAGCGCGAAUAGCUUGAGUUUCGGGAGGACGAAAGAUGGGAAGAAGUUGAAGAUUAGGUCGUAUCCUAAGUUUGAGAGUUUGGAGGAGGAGAGGUUGUAUCGGAAGCAGCAUCUUGCUGCUGCUUUUAGGGCUGAUUUUGAAAACAACAGAUUUGCAGAGAGAGGAUUUGAUGAGGGAGUUGCGGGACACAUAUCUGUCCGUGAUCCGAUAUUGACGGAUCACUUCUGGCUCAACCCACUGUCUCAACACUUCUCACAGAUCUGUGUCUCGGAUCUUAUUCUUGUGAACGAGGAUGGAGACGUAGUAGUUGGAGAUGAGCCCAUAAAUGCUGCAGCUUUUGCAAUCCACUCCGAAAUCCACAAAGCCCGCCCCGAUGUCCACGCUGCCUGCCACGCACACUCAGUAUACGGCAAAGCCUACUCCGCUUUUGGCCGCCCCCUUGACAUGAUAACCCAAGACGCCCUCCGCUUCUACAACUCCCACUUCGUAUACGACAACUUCGGCGGCAUUGUUCUCGACCGCGAAGAAGGGGUACGAAUUGCCAAGUGUCUGGGGAACGGCAAAGCUGCCAUACUACAAAAUCAUGGGCUCUUAACUGUGGGGAAGAGUGUUGAUGAAGCAGCAUUUUGGUUUAUGAGUUUGGAUAAGACGUGUCAAGUUCAGUUGCUGGUCGAUGCCGCGAGUGCGGGUAGCGGUCAUAAGAAGAUUAUUAUUGGGGAUGAGGAGGCGCAGUUUACGCAUGAUCAGAUCGGGACACCUGAGAAGGGGUGGUUGGGUUUUCAGGGGUAUUAUGAUGAGAUUUUGGCGAAGACGAGAGGAAGUUUCCUCAAAUAG
This is a messenger RNA of Hyaloscypha bicolor E, 876 nucleotides long. RefSeq names its product arad-like aldolase/epimerase. The coding region runs from base 1 to 876 and encodes 291 amino acids. The record is from RefSeq and is a predicted model, not a curated record. Gene Ontology annotation, molecular function: actin filament binding. NCBI's taxonomy places the organism in Eukaryota, Fungi, Ascomycota, Leotiomycetes, Helotiales, Hyaloscyphaceae. The transcript has 4 exons. Gene Ontology annotation, cellular component: cytoskeleton.